Messenger RNA from Hevea brasiliensis (rubber tree), 2564 nucleotides. RefSeq names its product ABC transporter G family member 1. Lineage: Eukaryota; Viridiplantae; Streptophyta; Magnoliopsida; Malpighiales; Euphorbiaceae. The coding region runs from base 501 to 2450 and encodes 649 amino acids. The record is from RefSeq and is a predicted model, not a curated record. The transcript has 9 exons. Gene Ontology annotation, molecular function: ATP hydrolysis activity; ABC-type transporter activity; ATP binding. Gene Ontology annotation, cellular component: membrane.
UUAAAGAAGAGAGGAAGUGAUAUUUUUGCACUUGCAAACUUCAAUUUCUCUUCUUCAAAUAGGUAUCUAUGGCUUCCUUAUGGAGUGGGGAGUAUUUUUUGUGAAGGGUGCUAAAGGUUUUGAUGGGUAAAUGGAGGAAGAUUCAAGCUUGAAGCUUGAAAAAAAAAUGGAGGAAGAGGGAACAAUGGUGGGCGGCACACAAGGGAGAGAGAAAAAGAAGAAGAUGCCUGCAUUUAGUGGGUGGGAUAUAUAUGGCACAUUUUUGCAUCUCUCGGGCAUAUGUGGCAGAAGGACAUUUUCCUUUGGCUAGUUUGGAACAGUAAAGCCACUGCUAUUUUCAAGCUCACUUGCAAAGAGGAACACCUGUUCAUGAAGCAAAUCUCACAUAUCCUCCCGUGGCUGCUUCUCUUCAUCCUUCACAGAGACUAAACGAAAGUGAUCUUAAUAAACCUAAGCAUCCUUUUUCUUCAUCACCAUCUCUGCCUGAUAAUUCUGAAAUCAUGACUUCACUGGAAAUGGAAACCUCUGAUAUUAACUCGGUUCAAACUCAUACACCAAAGGAAGAUGUUGAUGAUGCUGUUUUCUUGAGUUGGAAGGAUUUAUGGGUGACAGUUCGUGAUGGAAGACAUGGAAGCAGGUCAAUCCUUCAGGGUCUUACUGCUUAUGCCCAACCUGGAGAACUUCUUGCUAUAAUGGGUCCUUCAGGUUGUGGCAAGUCAACCCUUCUUGAUGCGUUAGCAGGGAGACUGAAUUCAAAUACAAUGCAAGCUGGAGAGAUCCUUAUCAAUGGCCACAAACAGGCACUUGCUUACGGAACAUCGGCUUAUGUGACGCAAGAUGAUAAUUUGGUCGCAACAUUAACAGUUAGAGAAGCGGUUUACUACUCAGCUCAGCUUCAAUUGCCAGACUCAAUGUCCAACUCAGAAAAGAAGGAGAGAGCAGAGAGGACAAUAAGAGAAAUGGGUUUACAAGAUGCCAUGAACACAAGAAUAGGAGGCUGGGGAGCUAAAGGCCUCAGUGGUGGCCAAAAGAGGAGAGUAAGCAUUUGCAUAGAGAUCUUAACACACCCAAAACUUCUCUUCCUUGAUGAACCCACAAGUGGCCUUGAUAGUGCAGCUUCAUAUUAUGUCAUGAGCAGAAUUGCUAGCUUGGGCAGGAAUAAUGGAAUCAGAAGAACUAUCAUUUUGUCCAUUCAUCAGCCUAGCAGUGAAGUCUUUCAGCUUUUUAACAAUCUUUGCCUCCUUUCUUCUGGUAAAAUGGUGUAUUUUGGUCCUGCUUCUGCAGCCAAUGAGUUCUUCACUUUGAAUGGCUUCCCUUGCCCAACCUAUCAGAACCCUUCUGAUCACUUCUUGAAAACCAUUAAUAGGGAUUUUGGAAGGGAUCUUGAGCAAGGAAUGGGUGAUGCAAUGCCUACAGAAGAAGUGAUUAAUACCCUCAUUCAAUCCUAUACAUCGUCUGAAACUUACCAAGACGUUCGAAAGAAAGUAGCAGAAAUAAAUACAGAGGAUUAUGGAGCAAUAUUGGAGAAGAAGAGAAGUCAUGCUAGUUUCCUUAAUCAAUUUCUUGUUCUUACAAGAAGAUCAUUUGUGAACAUGUACCGAGACAUAGGAUACUACUGGUUGCGCCUAUUUGUCUAUGUUGGAUUGGCUUUUGGUCUGGCCACCAUAUAUUAUGAUCUUGGCUCUAGCUAUGGUUCCAUCCAGGCUAGAGGUUCACUGCUUAUGUUCAUAUCUACAUUCCUCACGUUUAUGGCCAUUGGUGGAUUCCCUUCUUUCGUGGAAGAAAUGAAGGUAUUUGUACGAGAAAGAUUAAAUGGGCAUUAUGGAACCACUGCGUUUAUUUUUUCCAACACAUUCUCUUCCAUGCCAUUCUUGUUAGUGAUUUCUCUGAUUCCUGGAGCUAUAGCUUACUACCUUACUGGACUUCAAAAAGGAUUUGACCACUUUCUAUGCUUUGCUUCCAUAAUAUUUGCUUCUAUGAUAUUGGUAGAGAGUGUAAUGAUGGUUGUAGCAAGUAUUGUGCCUAAUUUUCUGAUGGGAAUUAUAGCUGGUGCUGGUAUUCAAGGCCUCAUGAUCUUAGGUGGUGGAUUUUUUCGGUUGCCCAAUGAUCUUCCAAAGCCAUUUUGGAAGUACCCUUUAUAUCACAUUGCCUUCCACAAGUAUGCAUACCAAGGAAUGUUCAAGAAUGAGUUUGAAGGGCUAAAAUUUCAGAGUAAUCAAGCUGCAGGAGGUAUUCCUCGCAUCAUCAAUGGUGAAGAAAUUCUGAGAGAUGUAUGGCAAGUGGAAAUGGGCUAUUCCAAAUGGGUUGAUGUUGUAAUCUUGCUUGGAAUGGCAAUUUUCUAUAGAUUUCUGUUCCUGAUAAUUAUCAAGACUUCUGAAACCAUCAAGCCUGUUAUUAUAGCUGCUACGGAAGUGCCUCCUAACGAAACAAUUCAUGGGGAGGCCUUGUAGAAUCAUAUAUGAAAUAAUUGUAAUCUUACUGUUUUGAAGGCAGGAACUUGUUUUAUUCAUGCUAGGUUGUAUGAUGCAACUUUAAGAAUGGAAAUGGAAUCUAGUGUUUGUGUA